Messenger RNA from Arabidopsis lyrata subsp. lyrata, 2231 nucleotides. RefSeq names its product putative F-box/LRR-repeat protein At5g41840. Gene Ontology annotation, molecular function: protein binding. The record is from RefSeq and is a predicted model, not a curated record. NCBI's taxonomy places the organism in Eukaryota, Viridiplantae, Streptophyta, Magnoliopsida, Brassicales, Brassicaceae.
GAAGGAUAUCAUAAAAAAAAAAUUUGAAAAAAAAAUAACAAUUUAAAGGUUAAUUGAACUUUGCUUAUAAUUCAGUUUGACUCUUGAGAAAAAAAUGCGACUUUCGUCGACGAUUUAAUAAAAGAAAAAAAAAAAAAACCCUAACAUUUCGUCUUCUCGUUACCCUUUUGGCUAUAAAACCCUGACUGUCAAAACUCAACCGUUGGGCUCUCUGCUUUGGUAAACCUAGUAGUUUCCUCCAUUUUCUUCUUUUGUAUCUAGUCUUUUUGUUCAGGUUGUAAGUAAGUAGUAAUGGAUCUCUCUGUGAUAAAGAAUCGUUUUGUAUCUAGCCUUUUUGGUAUUUUUGUUAUCAGUUAGUAAAUGAAAUUCGAAUCCUUUUCUUUACCGGAGUGUAUCUGUGUCUUUUGUUCAGGUUGUAACUGUUGAUCAGAGUCUGUCUCAAUAUGAAAUCGAGAAAGAAAGUUGUUGGUGUUUCUAAAGAUAGAAUCAGCGAUUUACCAGACCCACUGAUAUGUCACAUCUUAUCAUUCCUUCCAACUAAAGAAGCUGCUUCAACUACUGCCCUAGCCAAAAGAUGGACUAAAACUCCGUUGAAGAGGUUCCACGUCAAGUGUAAAGAUGUUGUUGAUCAAUAUUGGGUGCUUGAAUGGAUACCCAAAGUCUUGAAACGUGGUGUGUUAGAUAUUGAUCUACACAUCCCUUCGUCUCGUGGUUUUUGUGAAAACUCGAGUUUUUAUCCUCUGCCUUCUAAGAUCUUUGAGAGCAAGACAUUGGUUAGGCUCAAGAUACAGUUUCAGGAUGGUGUCAGCAUUCAUGUUAAACGUGGUGUUUCUCUUCCCAAGCUUAAGACCCUCCAUCUUGAUUAUUUUCGGAUCGAUACCAGUACGUUUAACAAGCUUCUUUCUGCCUGUCACGCGCUCGAAGAACUAGUGCUGGUUAAUAUGAUGUGGGGUGAUUCUUUGGAACAUGAAGCUUGCCCUGUGACAGUGUCUAUCCCAACCCUCAAGAGACUAAAGCUUUGCCGUUCUGAAGAUUUCUAUGAGGCUGAAUUUCAUGAGUAUGAAGACUAUGAUGAGGAGAACAUUAACGCGGGAGUGUCAUUGUCGUUUGAUAACCCGAAUUUGGUCUACUUUGAAUAUUCUGAUGCUAUUGUGGACAGGUUUAAACAAGUGAGAUUUGACUCGCUUGUCGAAGCUAAUCUCAGACUUCGAAAGACAACUGAUGAUCAGACUAAAACUGACAAGAUUAAUGUAACAAAGCUUCUCAUGGGAAUACGCAAUGUUAAGAUCCUCUACUUGUCUAAUGACACUCUUGAGGUACUUUCUUGCUGCCGAGAAAGAAUACCGGUAUUCGACAACCUAAUCGAGUUAACUAUUAAUACUACACCAUAUGUAGGAUGGAAAUCAUUGCCUCCUCUACUUAAGAGUUGUCCAAGUCUAGAAACCCUUGUAUUCGAAGGACUGCAUCACAAAUAUACAGAUAGAUGUGGGGACAAGGACGGAUGCUUGUGCAAAUAUGAGAAUCAUUGGGGGGCGAAGUUGGAUGUCCAUACUUGCUUAUCAUCAAGUCCGGUGACGGUUCUAAAGAUAUUGAAGUUUGGUGAAACUUUUGAUGAUGAUGGUGUUGAUGAGGAUCAUGAUGACUACGAUGAUGAAGAUGUUGAGUCUUGUGAUGAAGUUGGUGGUGUCGUAGAGGAGCAGAUAGAGCAUGUCAAGCACUUCCUAGAGACAAUGCCGGAUCUUGAACAAGUGAUAUUGUACUACAAUACACCAAAGGAUGAAGAUGUGAUGAAAGUAUUCAAGAAACUUGAGAAGCUUCCUGGAGUAGCUUCAGCCAAUUGCAAUGUCCAAAUAAAAGCAAAGAACCUCAGCUUAUCAUCUACUUCGACUAAACGAGGUACUCUUCUUUAGAAGUUUCUUCUUGUGGUUUCUCAGCCAUGGAUAAUGUCUUAGGCUAAACUCAAUAUCUAAGAUUCUAUUGUUUCUGCUUUUUGUUCUUCCUUUAGUGACUUGGGUUUAAUGUUUGUUUUCUUCUUGAACUGGAUCACAUUUUCUUGGUAAUACUAAAAAUGAGGCACGCAAGUGCUUUUGCUUUCGAGCCACAACAACAUCGUCUGAAGCAAGUGGCUUAUGCUUUUUGUCCACGCAAUCUAUUAAGGUUUGUGACUCGGUUAUCCAUCUAGCCCACUCAUUUCUGGGCUUUAUUUGGGCCUUGACAACCCAAAAUCCUUU